UCUAACGCCACUUUUGCAUUCGACUACGACACCAAUUUAUUGUUUCACAGCCGGAUCAAUCAUACGUAUUCAUAAAACUCGAUUAGGCUACUCGCGUUUGGAAAAUACCACCUGUAACCGACGUGCCUUCGGCGAGCCACUUGUAGCUCGGUAGGUAGGGUUACUUCAACCAUCUGACGGCUACAUUUUAUACAAGUUGAAGUAUGAAACUAUCAACUUCGUACUAGCAGCAAAGGAACGGGCGCAUUGAAGCCUGGAUGGAGCGCACGAAACUCACACUACGCAGCUUGAGAGCUCAUCAUAUGUGCCUAAAAGUACUACUUUCACCUUGCCGUCCUGCCCAACCUACCUCGUCAAGGCAGCCGUAACGCCUCAUCAUCGACACCAGCAGCAGCAAUUCAGCAAAGUUACCUGCUGAGCCAGCGAUCUCACCACAGCAGCAAACGCCUGCAUCCCACCGCCCAACGCCAUCCCCGCCUCGGAGCCCCCUAAGCCCAUAAAGCCUUCGCAGCUCGCAGCCGGCCCCCUAGCCUCCUGCCAUGCAGCCCCAACCGCAGUGCGCCACCUGCCGCUGCCCCCCCGCGGUGCGCCGCGAGCGCUACAGCCUGGCGGACUUCCACGUGACGCGGCUGUACGGCGAGGGGCCCGGCUGGUCGGUUUGCGGCGCGGUGUGCAGGUGGUCAGGAGCUCAGGUGGUCCUGCAGACCUACUCUGAAGUGGGCAACCUGUCCGGCAGCAUGGCCCUUGCACUGGCCGCCGCCCACUCGCUGCCGUACCACCCCGCCCUGCUGCCGCUGUACGCGGUGUUUAGAGAGCCCGGGGAGCGGGCUGGGGCAGGCGGGGGAACAGGAGGAGCAGCAGGGGGCGGUGAUGACACGGUUGUGAUGGUGUACCCUGGAGGUCCGGCGCAGCGCCCCCUGGACUGCACCGGCAGCGGCGGCAGCGGCGCGCUGGGCAGCAGCAGCCUGGGCGCCCUGGGCCCCGGUGGUGGCGGCGGCAGCAGCUACCCAGUCAGCGAGCGAGGGGUGGUCCGGGGACUGCUGCAGCCGCUGGGGGAGCUGCUGGCGCUGCUGGGGGGAG
Astrephomene gubernaculifera is the source of this 1080-nucleotide messenger RNA. NCBI's taxonomy places the organism in Eukaryota, Viridiplantae, Chlorophyta, Chlorophyceae, Chlamydomonadales, Astrephomenaceae. The record is from the annotation of a GenBank genome assembly.